UCCGCCCGCGCUUGCCCGCUGCUUCUCUCGGCCCCUCGCCGAGUCCGCGCUUGGUACGGCCCGCGCCGCCUCCUCCGCUCGUGAGGGAGGCUCGACCCCCUCCCGGGCCGCGGCUCUUGGUGCCGCCCGGGAGAACCAGGUCAUCGGCCGGUUCCCGUGAAAACAAAAACAAUCGGCGGCGCCGCCGAAGGGCGGCCGAACGCGGCGAGCCAGGGGGCCCGGGGCGAGACGCGACGCCGGGUAGGGCGGGCGAGGGAGUGAGCGAGCGAGCGCGAGCGGCGGGGCCGGGGCGCCAUGGGGCGGGCGGGCACAGGCUGCGCGGGGCUCCCCCGGCACCGCGGCUAGAGCGCCCGCCUUGCCUUCGCCUCCCGCGCCGCCUGCCCGCCGCCUUGGGGGAGGAGGAGCAGGACGCGGCCUCGGUGGGGCCCGGGCCGAACCACUGCGGACCCCCGGACGCCGGGGAGCCGAGCGCCGCGGUCUCCGGCAUGGAUCAGUGCGUGACGGUGGAGCGCGAGCUGGAGAAGGUGCUGCACAAGUUCUCGGGCUACGGGCAGCUGUGCGAACGGGGCCUGGAGGAGCUCAUCGACUACACCGGCGGCCUCAAGCACGAGAUCCUGCAGAGCCACGGUCAAGAUGCUGAAUUAUCAGGGACACUUUCACUUGUUCUGACACAGUGCUGCAAAAGAAUAAAGGACACUGUCCAGAAGUUGGCCUCUGACCACAAAGACAUUCAUAGCAGUGUUUCUCGAGUUGGAAAAGCCAUUGAUAAGAAUUUUGAUUCUGACAUUAGCAGUGUGGGAAUAGACGGCUGCUGGCAGGCAGACAGCCAACGGCUUCUCAAUGAGGUCAUGGUGGAACACUUCUUCCGACAAGGAAUGCUGGAUGUAGCUGAGGAGCUCUGCCAGGAAUCUGGUCUGUCUGUGGACCCAAGUCAGAAAGAACCAUUUGUGGAGUUAAAUCGAAUAUUAGAAGCAUUAAAAGUCAGAGUUCUAAGGCCUGCUCUUGAGUGGGCAGUAUCAAACCGUGAAAUGCUCAUAGCCCAAAACAGCUCCUUGGAAUUUAAGCUACACCGACUGUAUUUUAUUAGCUUGUUAAUGGGUGGAACCACAAAUCAGCGAGAAGCCUUACAAUAUGCGAAAAAUUUCCAGCCAUUUGCCCUAAAUCAUCAAAAAGACAUUCAGGUAUUGAUGGGAAGUCUCGUGUACCUGAGACAAGGGAUUGAAAACUCACCAUAUGUUCACCUACUUGAUGCAAACCAGUGGGCUGACAUCUGUGACAUCUUUACACGGGAUGCUUGUGCCCUUCUGGGGCUCUCGGUGGAGUCUCCUCUCAGUGUCAGUUUCUCAGCAGGUUGUGUGGCGCUGCCUGCGCUAAUUAACAUCAAAGCUGUGAUUGAGCAGAGGCAGUGUACUGGAGUUUGGAACCAGAAAGAUGAAUUACCUAUUGAAGUGGACCUUGGUAAAAAGUGCUGGUAUCACUCCAUAUUUGCCUGUCCCAUUCUUCGUCAGCAAACAACAGAUAACAAUCCACCCAUGAAAUUGGUUUGUGGUCAUAUUAUAUCAAGAGAUGCCCUGAAUAAAAUGUUUAAUGGUAGCAAAUUAAAAUGUCCAUAUUGCCCAAUGGAACAGAGUCCAGGAGAUGCCAAACAGAUAUUUUUCUGAAGAAUGAGUUUGUUUGCAAUUUGUAAGUGAAACUGAAUUAUGGGUACAUUCAAGACAAGAGUGUUCCAUUGACUGCAGCUAACCAAGGACUGUUCAUAAGCUAUGCUCCAGAAGCUGCCGACUCGCUCGUGUGCACAGAGGGAGUGCUCCAGAUGGGUAUUACACAGGGCUUUAUUCACUCUUGGUCUUCGUUUCUGAUCAAGUAAACACACCAGCAGUUGUCAUUCAGAGCAGGUUUUUGUACUUACUAUAUGGUGAUUUUUUUACUUAAAAGCAGAAACAGAAGUUGACCUUCCUGAUAUGUGUUUAAUAUUUCUCCUGCUUUUACAAAUUCUGACAUUUUCUUGAUAAUUGUAAGCUUGAGAGUGUUUGUGGAAGAACUUUCUUAUGUAUACAUAAUUAAAUGAAAAGUCUUCAUAGGAAUUUGACAAAUUGAAUUGUGGUUAUAAAACGAAUUUGCUUUUUUGUUGUUUUGUUUUUCUUUGUUGGCCUAAGGAAGAAAGCUGUGAUAAAUUCCAAAUUUGCAUAGCUUUUUGAUGUUUUGCUCAAACUGCUCCAGCUCUUGCUUCAGAGUUAAUUAGCACACCUGCAUUUGAGUUCUGAGUUCUGUCUGUAGCCAGCAGGCUGCCUGUUUAAAAUCCCAUCAUGAAUUUAGCAGGCUGAUGUGAGAAUGAAAUAGAAAUUACUGGGUUUUUGUUGUUGCUGUUUGUUUGUUUUGCUUUUAUUACCAAGAGGUGCUUUUUAAUAAAUGGAAUUCCGAAGUUAGGGUGUUACUAAUUUGAUAUAUGGUUUCACAGUCCUAGCACACUGUCCUUUGAGAUCUGCCUUUUAAGACUUGGCUGAGUAUCACAGCAGUUUUAUCAUCACAGAUACGCAGUGUUCUGCAUGUGUAUGUAAGUAUGUGUACCAGCAUCCAACAUUGCGUGUGUGGAAGGGAAGACGCAUGCUCCAUCCUAAGUGCAGUUGCCCGUCUCAUCACUUCAGGUCCUUAAGGAGAGACGCUAGCAACUUCCUGGUGUGGGCCUCAUUGUCUGCUGUUUUGUGUUUAAUUAGAAUAUUGUUCAUGCCUCUCUUCUGCAGUGUCUCAUCUCAUUGACUGUGAACCUGUAUAUUAAUCAGAUGGUUACAGAUAAUGAUCUUUUCUUUUGUGAGGUCUCUUCAUUUAAUGCACUGCCCAGAAAGAGCUAUGUGUAAGAGUUAUUCUCUGUAUGAGGAACUAACUACAUGGAAAAGAUUUCUGUGGACAUAAUUCUGACUUAAACCCAUGAAAUACUUCAUCUUGAGAAGAGUGCUGUGUGGAAAUCACCAAAUAUCUUACAACUUUAUUUCAUCUGAUGUAGAUCUGAACAUCAACAUAGGAAAACUGUCAUGAGAAAAUGAAAAAGCGUUAACACAGAAGCAACUCGAAAUGUGACUCUUCUUAUUUUAAACCACAGAUGGACUCGGGUUAAGGGAAUGGGGAUAACAGUUUUGGUGCUAAGUUAAUCAGAAAUUGCCAGCAUUCACAGUGGUAUGCUAGCCUGGAUAGUCUCUCCUGAAAUACUUACCUAGGAGAGCUGGUAUUUGCUUGUGAAGGGAAAGAAUGAUAUUGCAGAAAAACCCAAGAAAUGACCAUGUGCUCAGUUUCAUGGUGAUGGCUACUGUGUACUGUGUAGGUUACCUGGGUCACGAUUGGCCCAGCUCAGAGUGCAUGCUUUGUUCGUACUCAAGCCUGGCUCACGGUGACUUGUGCACUGUCAGGAUGCUCUGUAAAGUCCCUCAUGCCCCAUGACGCAGGGGAGGAGCAGUGGUGCCUCUGGCUGCAGGAGAAAGGCUAGUGCCAGGCAGUAUCCUGUGGAGGGAGGAAGGGAGGGUGUAAACUCGUUUACUAUGGAAAAUUUUUCCUUUGAAUUAAAUUUUAGAGUGUCAGGCUUUUUUUUUUUUAACUUUGUUAUUCUUAAGCCAAAUUUGUUUUUUCUUUUUUUCCCCAUAACUUAUUCUUACCUUCUCACCUCAAGCAUAUACAUAACAUUUAGACUUCACAUAAAGUUUAUGUGAUACAGACAUGCUCUUGAGGUUGGUGGAAAAUAUUUUUGGAAGCAAGACCCUUCACACAGUUGGCUCAGGCCAUUUUAAGGACGAAGGCUCUGCCUGGUCCUCCUGGCGCUGGGCAUCUCUGACAGUCUCUUGGGAAGCUCAUGAAACCUUAAAAAGAACGAGCUUUAACAAGUGUUUGGCCUUACAGCUUCCUCUGUGAGGACUUUUAGUCCCAGUGGGCAGGUAGGACAAGGGCCCAGAACUGAAACUUGAUCUUAAAAUUUACCAUGGAAAUGAGGUCUUACGAUCUUCUUUAAAAGUGUGUACUUUAUCUGUGAGAGACUUGACUGUAGCAGAAGUGGAUCUUAAGACAGACCUUGACCAAAGAUGCUGAAAUACAUUAUCGGGAUCCUUGUACUCUGGAACCAUGAUGUCAUGCUCAUGCUAGCAUGCAGGAGGAUGCCGUCUGUCUCUCUGAGCCUUAUUAGAGAAGGUAAUGCUAGAGGAAGACUGUCAGUCACACAGAUAACAGGCAUUGGAAACAGCCGUACUAUGGCUUCUUUGAGAGCUGUUUCCUUUUCUGGUUGUGGACAAGGCUGCCUUAGGACUCUGCUAAACCAAUUUAAAAAAACCUUUCGAUUCUGGUGUAGCCAGAGCCUCUCCACAGUGGCUGAGGUUGUUGAUCUUUUUCUUCUUUGUGUGAUCAUCACAGAUGCCAUUUCUGUUUUAUUGAUGAUUAUAUGAGACUUUUAAUACAUAAAUGAACGGGUAUUGGUGCCUCUUUAUUUUUAAAAAUUUGAAGAAAAAGAGCCACCUCAUAUUCAUAGAGUGUGUAUUUUGUGAGUGUGUGAGCAUUUGAUUGAAAAUAAGAAAGUUAUUAAGUAAAUUUUUCGUUUUACUUUUUCCACAGCAGCUAAUGUGUAGGGAGACAUUAAACCCACACCAAAUCAUGAGGGGAUUAGGAUCCUCCCAAUCUUCUUCUCUAGGUCGCCAAUCCCACAGGCUGUGCAGCUCAGAUUCCUAUGUUUAUGCUGUGUUGUUUCCACCUCAGUGCUGACGGCCUUUGGGACAAUGGCUCUCAAAAGCCAAGAGCUCUUGGUUUAUCUUCACAGUACAAGCUGCUGGUAGACUGCACUAGCCCUCUGGUUUCUCAGCUCGACCUCUCAUACAGUGGACUGACAGCCUGCGUUGUCUGUUUAGUCAGCCGACUCGGGUUAUCUUCAGGGAAGGUAUGGAGGCGUGGUUUGUUUUGGUUCAUCUCCAGGAUGUAUACGGUGAAGGCAAACCAAAUACUUUUCACCAUUGAACUAUCUGUACAUUAUCUUUGGUAACACUAGAAUACUGUAGUCUUGGGGAACACACAGAGGAAAGAUGUAGCAAGAAUCACAUACAAGGCUUGCUGUGUCAUAAACCUGCUAGCUGACAGUCGUGUGUGGUACUGUAGUGUUUACCAUAAACAGGUACAGGUUUCAUGAAUUUUUCAUACUGAAUUACAAUUGAGUAGAUACCAAAAACAGAGUGGCAAAUGUAUUUUAGUAGCAGUUGAGACAAUUAGUUUUAGGGUGAAUUUGUCACUGUAGAUUUUACUUUAAGAUAUAGCAAGAGAAAGUUUUGUUUUUAAGGCAUUUUAAAGCUAUAGCAGGCAUAUGCUUCAUUUACUUCCAAAGAGGCAGAAUCAGCUAGACCCGCUUACAACAGCACAAGCUUUGCUCCAUGGUAUGGGAGGCCACCUACACUCUUGCAGUAGCAGUCUUCUUAAACUACUCACAGCCAGGCAGGGGUGGGUUCUGUAGGAUUUAGUGCCUGAACAUGUCUUUUGGGAAGGGGCUGGAGUGAAUGCACUGCGUAUGGGAGGGAAGCAGGAGACAGGACUGUGAGUGAGUGCAUGUGUGGAAAUUCAUCAUAACCCUCGAAGCUAGCAAGCAAGCGCUGUUGGCCGUGCUUCAUUCAUGGCUGCAGCGUGCAUGCAUCUCUUCGCCGUGUUUGCUAACCCUCACUAAGGACUCAUCAGCUCACCGUGCGCAGACGGCUCAGGAUGGAAUUCCUUUGGCUUACCCCGUGCUCCUGGUUCUAUGGUGUUUCUAUAAUUAUGAAUAGUGUUGCACUGUAAUCUAUCAUAUAGAGCUAUAUGUAUGGAAAUUUUUGAUCAGUUUUUUAAGAGAUGUAUCCUGUUUGCAAAGGCACAAUAAAAUUGCAUCUUCUAGAUUAUAGGCAAUAAAGAUAACAAUAAACCUUAUUUAACAAAUCAGA
Molecule: messenger RNA, 5927 nt
Organism: Apodemus sylvaticus (European woodmouse)
Lineage: Eukaryota; Metazoa; Chordata; Mammalia; Rodentia; Muridae
Gene: Rmnd5a
Product: required for meiotic nuclear division 5 homolog A
Exons: 9
Coding region: 486-1661 (391 amino acids)
Biological process (GO): proteasome-mediated ubiquitin-dependent protein catabolic process
Cellular component (GO): nucleus; cytoplasm; GID complex
Molecular function (GO): ubiquitin protein ligase activity; protein binding
Source: RefSeq, a predicted model, not a curated record